CGUAUACUUUGUUUUCGCACGGAGUCCUGUGAGGUUGCACUACAAGCAUGUUGUGAACAUAAGAAAUGUCCAUGCUUUAGUAACGUUAUCUGAUAAUUUGAGCUCAAUUAAUGACAGUCAGACAUGAAACUGGUCGACUGAACUGACCGGAAGAAUCACCGUAAACGGACUUUUAACGGACGUCGCUAUAACGGUUGUUUAUAAUCUGAGGAGGAUUAAAAACUUUGACUUUACCUCCAACUACCAGCCACCAUGAAGAUCAAGCGACAGAAACAAGCCAAGAAAAACAUAAGCUUCUACAAAUACAACUUUAGCUUUAGGGAACCGUUUCAGAUUCUCAUCGACGGGACUUUUUGUCAAGCGGCUUUGAAGAACAAGAUUCAGAUCAAAGAGCAACUGCCGAAGUACCUGAUGGGGGAGGUUCAGCUGUGCACCACCAGCUGCGCACUGAAAGAACUGGACACUCUGAAACAGCUGUAUGGGGCCAAACUCAUCCUGCAGAGGUUCCAGGUGAGGAGAUGUCAACAUUUCAAGGACCCUGUUCCUGCCUCAAAGUGUCUGCUGUCCAUGUUGGAGGAGACAAACCCACACCACUACUUUGUUGCCACACAGGACCACGCGGUGACUACAGGCCUGAAGAAGAUCCCCGGGGUUCCUCUGCUCUACAUCAUCCUCAACACCAUCGUGCUGGACAAGCCCAGCCAGUCGUCCCUCGACCACGUCCAGGCCGUCCAGCUGGGAGAGCUGGUGAGUCCGGCCCAGCAGCAGAGCAUCCGUAGCCUGAAAGAGGAGCAGGGCAUCAGCCAAAAGGACGGAGAGAGACGGGGGAAGAAGAGGAAGAGGAAACAGAGCAACCCUAACCCUCUGAGCUGCCUCAAGAAGAAAAAGAAAGGGGUGCCGACGCCGCCGCUGAAAAAAACUGAGCAGGGGGAGAAGAGGAAAAGGAGCCGGCACAAAAAACGCAAGACGGAGGGAGGAGAUAACAUUUCCGCUCCUCCUCCGCCCACAAAUCCAUAGUGUGGCAGCAAGCAAGAGACUUUUCUUCAUUAUGUGUCAACAUUGCAAUAACAAGCAAAUAUAAAUUGAAGUUGUUCAUGGUUAAUAUAAUACUCGUUGUUUUGUUAUCGCUUCAUAAAAUAAAUCAAGUCUUUAUUACACAGAACACCA
This is a messenger RNA of Thunnus maccoyii (southern bluefin tuna), 1167 nucleotides long. RefSeq names its product UTP23 small subunit processome component (gene utp23). The transcript has 3 exons. Gene Ontology annotation, cellular component: nucleolus; small-subunit processome. NCBI's taxonomy places the organism in Eukaryota, Metazoa, Chordata, Actinopteri, Scombriformes, Scombridae. Gene Ontology annotation, molecular function: small ribosomal subunit rRNA binding. The record is from RefSeq and is a predicted model, not a curated record. Bases 253 to 1017 code for a protein of 254 amino acids.